AUGUCGCGCGGUCCGGAACUUCCCUCCGUCAAUCAGCUCGCAGCAAUCGCCCAGGAUUUCGGGCUCGACAUGACGCUCGACGACCUCACCAACCAACGGGACGCCAUGCGGGGCGCGAUCGCGAGCCUGCGCCAUAUCGACGACAUGCCGGAGGAACGCCCGGCCGUCGCCUAUCCGCGGACCUCGGGUUACCGGCCGCAUCCGGACGAGAACCCCUACAACGCCUGGUACUGGCGGGCCGAGAUCAAGGGCGCCGAAACAGGUCCCCUCGCGGGCGAGGAGAUCGGCAUCAAGGACGUGGUCUCGGUGGCGGGUCUGCCGAUGAUGAACGGCGCGCGCGCCCUCGAAGGCUACGUGCCCAUCAUCGACGCCACCAUCGUGACCCGCCUGCUCGACGCGGGCGCCACCAUCGUCGGCAAGACGGCCUGCGCCGACUUCUCGUUCUCCGGCGGCGGCCACACCAGCGGCUACGGCCCGGUGCGCAAUCCGCGCAAGCCCACGCAUGCGCCCGGCGGCUCGUCGAAGGGGAGCGCCGCCGCGCUCGCCGCCGGCGACGUGGCCAUGGCCAUCGGCGGCGAUCAGGGCGGCUCGAUCCGCAUCCCCGCCUCCUGGUGCGGCGUGGUCGGGCACAAGGCGACCUUCGGCCUCAUUCCCUAUACCGGGUGCCUCGCGAUCGACAUGACCCUCGACCACAUCGGGCCUAUGACGAACACGGUUGAGAACACGGCCCGCAUGCUCUCGGUGCUGGCUGGCCCCGACCCCCUCGAUCCGCGCCAGCGGGGCGUGAUCCCUGCGGAUUAUGUGCAGGACUACAUGCCGGCCAUCGGCGCGGGCUGCGAAGGGAUCCGCAUCGGCGUGCUCAGUGAAGGCUUCGGCCAGACCACCGAGAGCUGGCCCGAGUUCGGCCUGCCGGGGAGCGAGCCGGCGGUGGACGAGGCGGUGCGCGCCGCGGUGCGGCGGCUGGAGGAGCGUGGGGCCACGGUCACCGAGGUCUCGGUGCCCCAGCAUUACCAUGGGCUCAGGGUCUGGUUCGCCAUCGCGGCCGAGGGCGCGACCGAGUUCAUGCUCAAGUCGGGCGGCGUCGGCACCGGCUGGUUCGGCUACUACAACACCCAGUUUCUGGAGCAUGCGUCCCGCGCCGCACUCACCCGCCAGAACGACUAUCCGUUGACCGUGAAGAACGUCCUCCUGCUCGGCGGGUAUCUCAAGCGCUACUACCACGGCACCUAUUAUGCGAAGGCGCAGAACCAGCGCAGGCGGCUGACCGAGGCCUACGACAAGGCGCUCGCCGAGGUGGACGUGCUGGUGCUGCCGACCAUUCCGCACCUGCCGGCGCCGAUCCCGAGCCUGGAUGCCGAUUUCGGGGAGUACAUGUCGCGGGCGCUCAGCAUGAUCAACAACACGCCGCAGUUCAAUCUGACCGGCCAUCCGGCGAUCAGCGUGCCCUGCGGGGUGAGCGACGACCUGCCGAUCGGCUGCCAGAUCGUGGGCCGCCACUUCGACGAUCUCACGGUGCUCAAGGUCGCCGACGCGCUGGAGAAGAGCGCGGAUUGGCAGAGCGUGUAG
Molecule: messenger RNA, 1566 nt
Organism: Geodia barretti
Lineage: Eukaryota; Metazoa; Porifera; Demospongiae; Tetractinellida; Geodiidae
Source: the annotation of a GenBank genome assembly